Messenger RNA from Perkinsus marinus ATCC 50983, 159 nucleotides. RefSeq lists its product as hypothetical. The record is from RefSeq and is a predicted model, not a curated record. The transcript is spliced from 2 exons. The annotation marks the transcript as partial. Lineage: Eukaryota; Perkinsozoa; Perkinsida; Perkinsidae.
AUGCGCAACUGGUUGCCCUGGGAGAACAGUAGGAUGGGGAGAAAAAGAAAUAUUUUUUUCGCGAGGCACGCAAAGGAGAGUAAACGUCAUAAGGAAAAAGAAUUGAAGCUGGCUGAGUUGCAUAAAAUCGAUGAGAAUUACGGCAAAAUGAUAAAGGAG